AUGGCGAAACGCAAUGAAGACCGCGAAUUUAUUAUUGAACUAUUGCAAUUAUAUCGCCAACAUACAGCUUUAUGGAAAGUUAAAAGUACUGAAUAUAGUGAUAGAAACCUGAAGAAUGAGGCAUAUAAUGUAUUAAUUGAAAAAUAUAAAGAAGUGGACCCAAAUGCAGACAAAGAAAUUGUGAAAAAGAAAAUUAAUAGUCUGAGAACUAAUUAUCGAAAAGAGCUGAAAAAAGUAAAAGCGUCCUACAAAUCUGGAAGUGGUACUGAUGAUAUAUACGUGCCUCCGUUAUGGUAUUAUAAUGAAUUUAAUUUUUCUACAAGACCAAGAAGUACCCGUGGAUGGAUCAUCUACAAUUAUUUUACAAAGCGAGGAUGA
This is a messenger RNA of Macrosiphum euphorbiae (potato aphid), 378 nucleotides long. Lineage: Eukaryota; Metazoa; Arthropoda; Insecta; Hemiptera; Aphididae. The record is from the annotation of a GenBank genome assembly.